GCUCUCUCUGCGUGAUUGCCGGCGUGACUUUGAAAGCUUCCAGAAGUGGUGCUGGUUGCUGGGCAAAGCCGGAGCCGCGAAACUUUCGUGCCAGUUCGGCGCUGGUCAUGAGGCUGCUGGGAGCCGCCGCCGCCGCGGCCGUGGGGCGCGGGCCUCUCCCGCGGGUGCCCGCCUCCCUGGGCUGGCAGGGGAAACAGGUUAAUUGGAAGAUCUGCCGAUGGUGUUCAUCAGGGGUGAUUCCUAAUGAAAAGAUACGAAAUAUUGGAAUCUCAGCUCACAUUGAUUCUGGGAAAACAACAUUAACAGAACGAGUGCUUUACUACACUGGCAGAAUUGCAAAGAUGCAUGAGGUGAAAGGUAAAGAUGGAGUUGGUGCUGUCAUGGAUUCCAUGGAACUAGAGAGACAAAGAGGAAUCACUAUUCAGUCAGCAGCCACCUAUACCAUGUGGAAAGAUGUCAAUAUCAACAUUAUAGAUACUCCUGGGCACGUGGACUUUACAAUAGAAGUAGAAAGAGCCCUGAGAGUACUGGAUGGUGCGGUCCUUGUUCUGUGUGCCGUUGGAGGGGUGCAGUGCCAGACCAUGACUGUUAAUCGUCAGAUGAAGCGCUACAAUGUUCCUUUUCUAACUUUCAUUAACAAACUUGACCGAAUGGGCUCCAACCCAGCCAGGGCCCUGCAGCAAAUGAGGUCUAAACUAAGUCAUAAUGCAGCAUUUGUGCAGUUACCCAUUGGUUUGGAGGGUGAUUUUAAAGGUAUUAUAGAUCUUAUCGAGGAACGAGCUAUCUACUUUGAUGGAGACUUUGGUCAGGUUGUUCGAUAUGAGGAGAUUCCAGCAGAAUUCAGGGCGGCAGCAGCUGACCACAGGCAGGAGCUGAUUGAAUGUGUUGCAAAUUCAGAUGAGCAACUUGGUGAGAUGUUUCUGGAAGAAAAAAUUCCCUCAACUUCUGAUUUGAAGCUUGCAAUUCGAAGAGCUACUCUAAAUAGAUCAUUUACUCCUGUCUUUUUGGGAAGUGCCUUGAAGAACAAAGGAGUUCAGCCACUUUUAGAUGCUGUUUUAGAAUACCUCCCAGAUCCAUCAGAAGUCCAGAAUUACGCUAUUCUCAAUCAGGAUGACUCACAAGAGAAAACCAAAAUCUUAAUGAACUCCAAAAGAGACAAUUCCCACCCAUUUGUAGGCCUGGCUUUUAAACUGGAGGCAGGUCGAUUUGGACAGUUAACUUAUGUUCGCAAUUAUCAAGGAGAACUGAAGAAGGGUGACACCAUCUAUAAUACGAGGACAAGAAAGAAAGUGCGGGUGCAACGGCUGGUUCGCAUGCACGCCGACAUGAUGGAGGAUGUUGAGGAAGUGUUUGCCGGAGACAUCUGUGCAUUGUUUGGCAUUGACUGUGCUAGUGGAGACACAUUCACAAACAAAGACAGUAGUGGCCUUUCUAUGGAGUCCAUUCAUGUUCCUGAUCCUGUUAUUUCAAUAGCAAUGAAGCCUUCUAACAAGAAUGAUCUGGAAAAAUUUUCAAAAGGUAUUGGCAGAUUUACAAGAGAAGAUCCAACAUUUAAAGUCCACUUUGACACUGAAAGCAAGGAGACAAUUGUAUCUGGAAUGGGAGAAUUACAUCUGGAAAUCUAUGCUCAGAGGUUGGAAAGAGAGUAUGGCUGUCCAUGUAUCACAGGAAAGCCAAAAGUUGCUUUCAGAGAGACCAUUACUGCCCCUGUCCCGUUUGAGUUUACACAUAAAAAACAAUCAGGUGGUGCAGGCCAGUUUGGAAAAGUGAUAGGUGUAUUGGAGCCUCUGGACCCAGAGAACUACACUAAGUUGGAGUUUUCAGAUGAAACAUUUGGGGCAAAUGUUCCAAAGCAAUUUGUGCCUGCUGUAGAAAAGGGGUUUCUGGAUGCGUGCGAGAAGGGCCCUCUGUCUGGUCACAAGCUCUCUGGGCUCCGGUUUGUCCUGCAAGAUGGAGCACAUCACAUGGUGGAUUCCAAUGAAAUCUCUUUCAUCCGUGCAGGAGAAGGUGCUCUCAAACAAGCCUUGGCAGAUGCAACAUUAUGUAUUCUUGAACCUAUUAUGUCUGUGGAAGUCAUAGCUCCAAAUGAAUUUCAGGGAGCAGUGAUUGCAGGAAUUAACCGACGCAAUGGAAUAAUCACAGGACAAGAUGGAGUUGAAGACUAUUUUACACUAUAUGCAGAUGUCCCUCUAAAUAAUAUGUUUGGUUAUUCCACUGAACUCAGGUCAUGCACAGAGGGGAAGGGAGAAUAUACAAUGGAGUACUGCAGAUACCAGCCGUGUUCACCAUCCACACAAGAAGACCUCAUUAAUAAGUAUUUAGAAGCUACAGGUCAGCUUCCUGUAAAAAAAGGAAAAGCCAAGAACUAGUUUUCUUCAGUUUUUUGACUGAAUAUGCAAGGUUUAGAUACUUUAACGGACUCUAAUGGAAUGAAACCAGGCUGAGAACAAGUAAUUUUAGAAGCCCUUUCUAUUAAAUUCAGGAGCUUCUAUUAUAUCAAAGUCAAUUCUAUAUAUAUCUCCUCUAUUGAUUGGUUUUUACCUCAAAUAAAAUAUUAUUACGGAAAUACAUUUAAUACUGAUUUAAGGGGGAAGAGGCUUAUUUCUGUUAUACUUCUAAGCUUAGAACGUGUAUAAACUUCCAAAUUUUUUAUAAGAAUUUUCAACAUACAGAAAAGCUGAAAAAACAGUACAGAGAGUGGCCAUAUACCUUCCAUUUGGACUCAACAGUGGACAAUUUUGGUAACAGUUUGUUGAUCAAAUAAUUUCCUUUGUCAUGUUUGCUUUAUCUGUUUGUCUGUUGUCCAUGUAUGUCUUAUACUUCCAUUUUUUUUAAAAAUUGUUUUGCUGAAUACUUGGAAGUGAAUUGCAUAUAUCAUGAUACUAUCUUGGAUUGUCAUCUUUUAAUUGGCAGCCUUUUUAAGAGUGGAUUCCUUUGUGACAACGUGGAUGACCCUAGAAGAGAUUAUGCUAAGUGAAGUAAGUCAGAGAAAGAUAAAUACUGUAUGAUUCUUACCUAUAGGUGGAGUGUAAAAAAACAAAUGAACAAACAUUAAAAUGGAAGCAGACUCAUAGAUACAGAGAACAAACAGGUAGGUGUUUGUUAGAGAGGAGGGAGGAGUCAGGAGAGAGGAGUGAAAUAGGUGAGGGAGAUUAAAAGGUCCAUACUUCCAGUUACAAAAUAAAUGAGUCCUGGGAAUAAAAUUAUUUUUUAAGGAAUGGAUUCUAUAUGAUCUUAAUAGAGAAUGUUUUUCAGAUUCUUUAUUUGGACAUUAAAAUGCUAGCUAGAUUUCUAGCUAUUUUAUGUAGAGCUGAUUGCUUCAAUUUGUGGCUUCCGCAGAUUUUUAUCUGCUUGUUUUUAGGAGUGUAAAUGUUACUUUUUGCAGACCUAUGAGGUGAAAAACAGACCCUUGCAUAUGCUUUUCUUAUCUAUAUUCAUCUUAGUGUUUCUGUAGCUCAAAAUAAUAAAAAAUUUAUAAUUAACAGGCUUGCUGCCUAGUCUGUUUCAUUCACCUUGUAAAUGCUAGCUGAAUUUGAGUCUGUUAGAAUUUAUCAUGUAUUGUAUUCAUUGAGAUUGUGAAAGAACAAAUGUUAAGCUUUUGUUCCUAGAAUAUGUUGGACUUUGCCAGACAAUUCCACCAUAUUCAGAAUUGCCUCAUCCAAAAAUCAUCUGAUGUAAUAGACAUGCCCUAGUCCUUUCCCUUAGUGAAUAAUACAAAUAAAAUAACUGGCUUAAAUUU
Vicugna pacos (alpaca) is the source of this 3739-nucleotide messenger RNA. It is a transcript of the gene GFM1, whose product is annotated as G elongation factor mitochondrial 1. The record is from RefSeq and is a predicted model, not a curated record. Gene Ontology annotation, cellular component: mitochondrion. Gene Ontology annotation, molecular function: GTP binding; translation elongation factor activity; GTPase activity. NCBI's taxonomy places the organism in Eukaryota, Metazoa, Chordata, Mammalia, Artiodactyla, Camelidae. Gene Ontology annotation, biological process: mitochondrial translational elongation.